AUGCGGAUAUCAUCGACACCAAGUGACACAUCCAUGGCCAAUGGUACUGCGAAGAAUGGCGCAAACGGCCAUGUUCCUCGGAAACCGUCUCAUUCGGGUCUGUCCCUAAAUGAAUACAGCGCGAGUCCGUCGCUGCCACCGGAGGAUCAUUGCCAUCGCAUUCGACAGAUCGUGCCCGAUGAGUAUGUGCUGCCUAAUGGGCAUCCUGAUUACACCCGCCUUAUCAUGACCAGUCGCGUUUACGAAGCCUGUUCCAAGACUUCCUUGACGCCUGCCAUCAACCUGUCAAUUCGACUUGGGUGUAAUGUGCUACUCAAGAGAGAAGACGAGCAGCCCGUUUUUAGCUUCAAGCUGCGCGGCGCUUACAAUAAGAUGGCCCAUCUCGAUAGGAGGGAUAGCUGGAAAGGCGUAAUCGCCUGCAGUGCCGGAAACCAUGCACAGGGGGUCGCUUAUUCCGCAAGAUUGCUCCAAAUUCCCGCCACGAUUGUUAUGCCUGCCAAUACGCCAAGUAUAAAACAUAAGAAUGUAUCGAGGCUGGGCAGCUGCAUCAUAUUACACGGUCAAGAUUUCGACGCCGCCAAGGAGGAAUGUUCGAGACUAGAGAAACAGCAUGGCCUCAUUAAUAUCCCACCCUUCGAUGAUCCCUAUGUUAUCGCUGGCCAGGGGACUAUCGGUAUGGAGUUAUUGCAGCAGGCUAAUCUGAGCAGGAUUGAAGCUAUUUUCUGCUGUAUUGGUGGGGGUGGACUUAUUGCUGGUAUCGGUAUUUUCAUAAAGCGAAUGGCGCCUCAUGUUAAGAUCAUAGGGGUCGAGACCGAGGACGCCAACGCUAUGGUACGAUCAUUACAAGAAGGCAAACGUGUGGUGUUAGAGGAGGUGGGACCGUUCGCUGAUGGUGCCGCUGUGAAAACAGUCGGGAAAGAGACAUUCCGCAUUUGCCAAGAGGUAGUCGACGAGGUGGUCCAAGUGAAUACGGACGAGACAUGUGCGGCCAUCAAAGAUAUCUUCGAAGACACUCGCUCCAUCGUCGAACCAGCAGGUGCGCUGGCCCUGGCUGGCCUGAAGAAAUGGCUAGCAGCGCAUCCCAAUCCCACUGGCGAUGGAAACCGCGCCGUCAUCGCCAUAACCAGCGGGGCCAAUAUGAACUUCGACAGGCUACGCUUUGUUGCCGAACGCGCGACUCUGGGGGAGGGAAGAGAGGCUCUCCUUCGGGUCAAUAUCCCCAAGAGACCCGGUUCUUUUGCAGAGCUUAUGAGCUACAUCAUGCCCCAUGCCGUGACCGAAUUCUCUUACCGCUUUGCGGGGUUUGCGGAAUCAGAAAUGGCCAGUGUGUUAAUCGGUAUAUCACUCGAUGGUGCGGCUUCGGAACGCGCACAGCAGUUACAGUCCCUUAUGAACCGCAUCACGGCAGCGGACAUGGAGAUCAAAGACUUGUCAGGCCACGAGGUGGCCAAAUCGCAUUAUCGAUAUCUGGUUGGGGGCCCCUCAGAUGUCGCAGAUGAGAGACUGUAUUGGUUCAAUUUUCCCGAACGCCCUGGGGCGUUAGAGAAGUUUCUGAAUGCAUUACGGCUAAAAUUCAACAUCAGCUUGUUUCAUUACCGCAACGGAGGGAGCGAUGUGGGUAAGGUUUUGGCCGGCAUUCAAUGUCCUGACGCGGAAGUCUCGGAUCUCGAAAAUUCUCUGAGAGACAUCGGAUAUCCGUGGACAGACUGGACGAAAGACGACGAGUUUCAAGCAUUUCUACGAAGGUAA
This is a messenger RNA of Diaporthe amygdali, 1749 nucleotides long. RefSeq lists its product as uncharacterized. NCBI's taxonomy places the organism in Eukaryota, Fungi, Ascomycota, Sordariomycetes, Diaporthales, Diaporthaceae. Bases 1 to 1749 code for a protein of 582 amino acids. Gene Ontology annotation, molecular function: threonine deaminase activity; pyridoxal phosphate binding. Gene Ontology annotation, biological process: L-threonine catabolic process. The transcript has 2 exons. The record is from RefSeq and is a predicted model, not a curated record.